GAGCUGAAGAAGCCACGAGCCCGGGAGCGCAUCCUGGGCAGGUUCCUAGGAUCUCUGGAGGACGAGCUGCGCCAGGAGAUUCGAGUGAAGGUUUUCGACCGUUUCUUCGAGUUGGCACCUGGCGGCGAAGAGCACUUCAAGCAGUCUGCCACGAGAUUGAAUUUCAUUGCAGACAAAGCCAUUGAGCUUACCCUUGAGCUGUACAAGGAGCCUAUACGCACAGUGGACACAAUCUCUGCCUUGGGCCUGCGGCACGUUGGCUAUGGGAUCGCGACGGACUUCUUCGAGCCUUUUGUUGAAGGCUGGACGCAGGUCUUCCAGGAGUUGACAGGCGAUGAUGACUUGGCAGAUGCCUUCCGGUGGUCCUUCAGCCUAGUGGCGAAGCUGCUGGUAAGGACAAUUGAGCAGGGCGCCACGCUUGUGAUGAAGGCCAUCAACACGAACAGUGCAAAGCAGGUUAGGCGCGCCCUAUCCUACGCUCCACGAUCGAACAGGGCCAUGUGGUCCCUGGACGUUACUGUUGGCACGCAAUCCGUGUCGCCGUUGUACAUGUCCAUAGACACAGGCAACCUUGAGGCUGCCAAGGUGAUGCUUCAGGAUCUCGUGACAAUCCGCGCAGAUCGCUCUCGGUACUACUACGGCUUGGACGACUUGUUCAAGUGGCAUCCAGACAUUGUCAAGAAGCUAACGACCGAUGCGCCGGAGCUUCUCAAAACGAUGCUGGAUGGUAUGAUCUGGAGGUCCCGCGUGGUGGUGCAUGGCAACAGGCGUGUGAACUACUACUUGAAGCACCUCCUAGUAGACGAACACGGCAAGUUCUCGAGUGCGAUGAGUUGUAUCGUCAAGCUGAAAGACCCGGAAGUCGCGGAUCAUCCCAUCCUCGUGGAGCUGGGCGAUCGCGUUUGGAAUGACCUCGUGUACUGGCGCUUUCUCCGAGGGAAGUUGUCGUUAGUCGGCACGGCUGUGAUCUUCAUGAUCAGCCAGUCAGUGCUGCAAUACCUUGACACCGCAGGCUCGCUUGAAGAGAGGGUUGCCACUUUCUCUUGCAGGUUGAUCGUGUACCUGUACUACAUGGUGUCGCUGGUCUACUUCAGGACGAAGCAUGUCUACCAGGCUGUGAAGCGCGGUGAAAUCUUCCUCUUUGGUGGCAUGCGAAUCCCAAGGAAGUGGAUUGAUGACUGGCAGGAGGGAGUCAGCCUUGCCUUGAUGCUAGCGCUGAUCGUGAUGUUCUUUCUGGAGCCAAUCUUGGCGUGCCUUCAGCAUUCAGGGGACCUGGGGAUCUUCACGCAGCGCUGCCCACAGGCAAAUGACACUCGGGAGCCCUACGAGAUCCUGUCCAUGAUCGCCAUAAUGCUGAUCUUCACUCUAGCGGCAGAUGCUGCCACGGUCUCCACCAGGCUCAGCUCCUGGCUGCUAGUGGCCGGCCAUGUGCUGCCAGACCUGGGCCUAGCACUGCUCGCCUGUGGCUUUCUGGUGUUGACCUUUGGCAGCAGCGUAGCUGCAUCCUUCGGAAACCCCCAGGAUUUCCAGGGCAUAGGGAACUCGCUGAUGAGCUUCCUGCAGUUGGCUGCCAACAUGUUCCCAGCCACACACUUCGAGCAGCUGGAGGACAGUGCGAUGCUUUUUGCAGCGGCGAGCUGCUUCCGAGUCUUGGUCAUGUUCCUGCUAAUGAAUGCCCUUAUCGCACAGCUCACGUGUUGCUACAAGCAGAUAUCUGUCAGUAUGGUGGGCUACGCACGACUGCGACGGAUGCAAAAGGUUUGUGAGGCCAUGCAAGGAAUUUCCUCAGCAACAUUCCAGCGAUUCAUCCAGAACCUACGGCUGGAUGAUCCUGUGGAAUUUGGGGAGGGCGAUGUGGGUCCAGCAGGGGGCAUCCAGGUCCUGGAGCCCGGAAAUCUGCAUCCCACAAAUGUCGACAGCAUCCGCCGAAUGGGCGGUAAUCCGAAGAAUCCUUUUCCGCCGGAGGAUGAGGAGUUGACAGAGGCUGAGAGGUGCCAACGGCUCUUCAAGAUGUACCAGAAGACUGUCAAGAGGAUCACCACAGCUUCCCACAAGUCGGACGACGACAAGCCCUCGGCUCCCAAGGCCAUCACCAGCAGAACAACCUUCGGCAUGACGCCGGAGGAGGACUCCUCAGAAGAGGACGAAGAGCCUGAGCAGCCGAAGGCCGCCGGAUACCAAAGCCCGUCCUGGUUACGCUCCAAUACUGAGGAGCGAGUCUCGCAGAGCAAGCCCAAGAAGAACAAGAGCAUGGAGCCCACAGUUUUGCUGAUAAAGUUGGAGAUUGAGGAGACGGGGUCAGACCUGCGCAUACUGCGAGCUGUCCAAGCCAUUCCGGAAGAUGAGAUCGAAAUGUUCUUCAGGGACUGUGGCUUCAGGGAGGAUAUCGUCUCGCAGAUUGCGGAGUUGCUGGAGGUAGGACGUCCGCAAAUCGAAGAGUUGUCUUCCAGCAUCCUCAGGAGAACAUGGUGCCUGGUUCUUCAAAUGCUGACAUGUUGUGCGGUGGGGGUGAUCCUCGCCGCAGCGGGCUUCUUCGCUGUCUCCCUUGGCUACAGCGAAGGGAGCUGCCAAUUCUCUGACUUCACGAAUGGGACAUGCCAGCAGGGCAAUGUAUGCCAACUGCAGAUUGCCGCGUGGCACAGUGAAGGCAUCGCAUACUACAAUGCGUUUUCGCCUCCAGUUGCAUCAUCGGAGUCUGCUGGCCUCAAAGCUUUCGAUACGAAUGGCGCGUUCCGGUGUUGCAACUUUGCGCAGCAGGCAGCUCUCUGGAAUUCCAUCCCCAAGGAUGGUUCCGAAGGAAUGGGAGCACUUGGAGUUGGCUACGGGUCAGGCACCCCGUGCUGCGACUUCUACAACGCUAGGACCAAGGUCUUUUGCGACAACUUCGGUACCAUCCAGCAGUUUUCCCACUGCCCGGCGGCGCCUUGGGCCUGCCGCCUGAAGCUUGGGGUGGAUGACAACGGAAACAGCGUGGUGGAUGAACUCCGGGUCUGGGAGGAGCCAUUGUAUCUGUUGUUGCUGGCUGUUGCUGGCGGUUUUCUUGGAUUGGCAUUGAUGAUCGCUGGCUGCGGUAUAGCUUGCAAACACUCUGAGCGGCUUCAGGCUUUCGGCCUGUUUUUCUGGCGAUGCGGCAAGUAUGUGCUGCACAAGGUGGGCUGUGGUCGGCGCUGCAAGUGGUGCUGCGGGGCCAUCUGCGGAAGGUGCAGGAGGUACUUUCGAGUGGGGCCCACUAGAGAGGAAAGAGUCAAAGAAAGACAAGAGGCUAGAGAGGAGCAGGCACGGAUGAAGCAAGCUGCAUUUGUGAACAACUUGCGCCGGACGCAAACCUUGGGGGAGUUGGACCUGACGCGAAACAGCUGGAAGAACUCCUUGGGUCGCUGGAGCAUGAUGUCAGAGACUGUGCCCAAAGUCGAGCUCAGACCUCAACCAAGCCCUGCAAGGGCUCGCCCGAGGCCCAAGCGCAAGGUCAAGAAGACCCGCGUGGAGCGCCUGAAGCCGCAGGAGGUUGAGGAGGAUGAAGCAGGUGGCUUGCGUACAAGCAGCAGCAAUGCCGGGGACACCAGCGAGUCCGAGAACUCCAAGGUUCAAGCAUCGGAGGAUGAUGCAGAUCAGAUCAGACCCUGGAGUAUCGAAGAUGUUGGGGACCUCGAGGAGUUCGGAGAUGCUCGAGCGCUGUUUGCGCCCUUCAUGCCCUGUGAUGACGUUCAGCUUCGCAAGAUUUAUCUACGCCUAGCCCUGAAGUACCAUCCGGACAAGUGGCCGAAGGCACAGUGCGACGAAGCCACAGCGCUGUUUCAGGCAAUCGCUGCGGUCUACGAGGAUUUGCUGAAGCCGUUUGGCGGGAAAUUUCCCAAGCGGAUAAAGACGGCCGUAGCUGCGGCUGCUGAGCUUGGAGACACCCAGGAGCUGGAGCGCUUGCUGCGAGAGUUACCGUCCAGAGCGAACGAGGAAGACUAUGUCGGGGUCUCGCCCCUAAUGUUUGCGGCCAAAGGCGGCUGCAUCGAAGCUGCGGAACUACUACUCAGUUACAAAGCGGAUGUGAACUUCGAGACCCCAUUCGGCUGGUCAGUGCUUGUUUAUGCAGCGCUUUCAAACCAGGGUCCGAUGGUCGAGUGGCUUGUGGCCAAAGGUGCCCACGUCACACCGCAUGAGCUGGAACUGGCGGCUUUUGGCGGUUAUGAAAAGGGUCUUGCUCCGCUUUUGCAGCUGUACCGCGGAAAGAUCGCAGAGGUAUGUACGGAGGUCUCAAGGCACUCCUUGCUGCAUCUUGUGUGCCUCGGCAUGCUGAAUUUGCCGAAGGUCAACCCCCAGAGAUAUUUGAUCUGUGUCGAUAUGCUCGUGGGCAGCGGCGCGGUCUUGGAAUUUCAAGACAAGCGUGGGCGGUCGCCUCUGCAGCUCGUUGCCGGCCAUCCCAACUGGGCAGAGCAUGGCUUCGAAAACUCUGCGCCGCAUCUCGAGCUCGUGGAGAGGCUCUGUGCCGCCAAGGCCAAUCCCGAGCGCUCCGACCAUCAAGGCAACAGAGCCUUGUCUCUGGCGCGAAUGCGGGGGCUUCAUCGAGUGGAAGAGCUUCUGCUCAAGUUCGGAGGCGACUCCUGCGGCGCCCAGCUCGCGACCAGCGACGAUGAACCUCCAGAGCAUGCUGAGGCCUAUCAUGACGCCCAUGCAGCAAAAGAGGCCAUGGCACGGACGGCACCACCGGCCAACUGGCGAAAGAAGGCAAAGGAAGCGACGAUAGACCGGGCCGAGUCCCUGGAGGCGCCUCAGAGAGCAAACGCACCAGGCACAAAGACACGCACGGCCUGGGCAAUUGAUGAGCAGCAGCCAACUGGACCGUUCAGACGGAGGUACUCGGAGCAGUGA
This is a messenger RNA of Symbiodinium pilosum, 4860 nucleotides long. Lineage: Eukaryota; Dinophyceae; Suessiales; Symbiodiniaceae. The record is from the annotation of a GenBank genome assembly.